Molecule: messenger RNA, 2997 nt
Organism: Ceratotherium simum simum (southern white rhinoceros)
Lineage: Eukaryota; Metazoa; Chordata; Mammalia; Perissodactyla; Rhinocerotidae
Source: RefSeq, a predicted model, not a curated record
AUGGGGCGGGACUUCCGUCGUCGCCAUUGCAGGCUUCAUUUUGCGGGGGUGGGGCCGGUCCGCGGGCUGUCGCUGGGACUGCGGGAGAAGGGGCGGGGAAGGGCCGGGAGCGUCAACGCACUUCUGCACCCGUGUUCACCCCCGGCCAAUGAGCCCUCCUUCCCGAGCCCCGGUUUCCCGGUUUCGCCGCGAGUCUCUGCACCCCGCCUUCCUCCCACGGUCUUCGGGCGCAUGUUUCCCGGUUCCGACGGGGCCGCGGCGUCGCUGAUGGAUGUGGCGCAAGAAGUGCCAGUGGUAGAUGUGGCAGAACUCUGGGUCAUAGGCCAAGGGCCUGGAUGUGUCCAUUUGACUAUUUUGUUUGUUUUUCAGCUCACCUGCUGGCCCCCUGGCUCAGCUGUCCCACCAUUUCGGAGUCCAGUGACCUUUGAAGAUGUGGCCGUGUACUUCUCUAAGGAGGAGUGGGGGCUCCUUGAUGCAGCCCAGAGGCACCUGUACCACAACGUGAUGCUGGAGAACUUUGAGCUCAUGACUUCACUUGGUUGUUGGCAUGGAGUGGAAGAUGAGGAAGCCCAUUCCAAGCCAAAUGCUUCUGUAGAAGGGGUCUCACAGGUCAGGAUCCCCAGUGCACAGUAUUCCACCCCAAAGGCUGACACCUGUGACUUGUGUGGCCCAUUCUUAAAAGACAUUUUGCACCUGGACGAACAUCAAGGAACACCUCCUGAGGAGACCCCCUGUGCCUGUGGAGCAUGUGCACACCUUCACCAGCACCAGAAGGAGCACAGUGGAGAGAACCCUUUCAUAUGGGACAAGGGCAGGAACUCGUCUGUGAAGAGCUCUAUAGUCUGCCUGUCAGAGAAGCCCUUCACUUGCAGGGAAGGUGGUAAGGAGGUCUCAGGAAGCCAUGACCUCAUCCAGCACCCAGCCCCUGACAGCAGUGGGAAGCCACGUAGGAGCACAGAGUGCCGGGAGGCCUUUCCCCACAGUUCCAGUCUUGGGCAGCUCCCAGAACUUCAUAACACACAGAAGCUCUUCAAGUGCAGUGACUGUAGAAAAGCCUUCCAGAAGAGCUCUGCCCUCUUCAACCACUUGAGAGCUCACUCUGAAGGGAUACCAGUUAGAUGCCCAGCAGUUGGAAAUUCCUUAGAGGAGAAAUCAACCCUUGUUAAUCACCAAAAAUGUCAUACUGGAGAAACAUCUCAUGUGUGUAAGGAGUGUGGGAAGGCCUUUAGUCACCCAUCUAAACUGAGGAAGCACCAGAAAUUUCACAGUGGAGUAAAAUAUUAUGAGUGCAGCGACUGUGGGAAAACCUUCAGCCACAAACUUACACUUGUUCAUCACCAGAGAAUUCACACUGGGGAAAGGCCUUACAAGUGCAGUGAAUGUGGGAAAGCCUUCAGUAACAGGUCACACCUCACUCGGCAUGAGAAAGUUCACACUGGAGAAAGGCCUUUUGAGUGCAGCAAAUGUGGAAGAGCCUUCAGUCAAAGCUCCAAUUUCCUUCGGCACCAGAAGGUUCACACCCAGGUAAGACCUUAUGAAUGCAAUCAGUGUCGUAAAGCUUUCAGCCGCAGUUCUGCUCUCAUUCAGCACUGGAGAGUUCACACUGGAGAAAGACCUUAUGAGUGCAGUGAAUGUGGAAGAGCUUUUAACAAUAACUCUAACCUUGCUCAGCACCAGAAAGUUCACACUGGAGAACGGCCUUUUGAGUGUAGUGAAUGUGGAAGAGACUUCAGCCAAAGUUCCCACCUCCUUCGACAUCAGAAAGUUCACAGUGGAGAACGGCCUUUUGAAUGCAGUGAAUGUGGGAAAGCCUUCAGCAAUAGCUCCACUCUAGUUCAGCACCAAAAAGUACAUUCUGGGCAAAGGCCUUAUGAGUGCAGUGAAUGUAGAAAAGCCUUCAGCCGCAGCUCCAGCCUGAUUCAGCACUGGAGAAUUCACACUGGAGAAAGGCCUUAUGAGUGCAGUGAAUGUGGGAAAGCCUUUGCUCACAGUUCCAGUCUCAUUGAGCACUGGAGAGUUCACACAAGAGAAAGGCCUUAUGAGUGCAGUGAAUGUGGGAAAUUCUUUAGCCAAAACUCCAUUCUCAUUAAACAUCAGAAAGUUCACACUGGAGAAAGGCCUUAUGAGUGCAGCGAAUGUGGGAAGUUCUUUAGCCGAAAGUCUAGCCUCAUUUAUCACUGGAGAGUUCACACCGGAGAAAGGCCUUAUGAGUGCAGUGAAUGUGGGAGAGCCUUCAGCAAUAACUCUCACCUGGUUCGUCACCAGCGAGUUCAUACACAAGAAAGGCCGUAUCAGUGCAGCCAGUGUGGAAAAGCCUUUACUGAAAGGUCCACACUUGUUCGACACCAGAUAGUUCACACCAGAGAAAGGACUUAUGAAUGUGGCCACUGUGGGAAAAUCUUCGGCCGCCUCUGCAACCUUGCUCAGCAUAAAAGGAUUCAUACCUGAAUGGAGCCUUAUGGAAGUGGCCUUUGUGAGAAAAAUCUUAAGUCAAGUCAAAUUUCAUGCAGCAGAAUACUCACAAAUUACCUACAUGUACCAUUAAUAUGGGAAAGGCUUCAGAAGCUGCUCUGCCUUUUCUGAGCAGUCCAGGAAGCUGGGCAGAGCUGUUUCCCCCCUGGAGCAUAAACCUCUUUCCAGUGUGCGUGGAUCCAAAUAUUUGCAGCAGUCAACUACAUAUGCAUGGAGAAAACAGCUCCCUGUGCCUCCCUUCCUCUUUCCUGGAGGGAAUCUGGAUUGUCCUGGGCCCAUUGGAAUGGCUUCAUUCCCAUUGCCUCUGAGAGGGUUAGGGAAUGAGCUGACCCCACGCUGGUCGAGGAGCCUUGAGGGAUGGCCAGUUUGGGCUUCUCAAGAAGAUACCUGUUCCUCAUGGAUGGCAUCAAGUCUGCAUGUAAUCCCAGUGAUGUGUCCAGUGAGCCCACAAAUCACCCUCCCCUGGGAUCAUCUACUUGGUCUGCUCUAUACUGUGUGAUAAGAAAGACUUUAUUGGUCAAGUCA